AUGAUGCCGUCGCAAUGUCUACCUGUGCUUCUUGUUACCUUUUUGGCGACUUCAGUUCAAGCUCUCAAGUCUUUGGAUCAAUUCAUCAUUGAGCUGGACCAGUUCAUUCCGACUAUUCAGCAGGAGAUCGACUUUCUUUCUACUGGAGAAUAUGCUGAUGCGGUAAGUUUUCUGUUAACAAUUUUCGAACUUUUCGGAGAAGCUAAAAAAAAAAGGGACAUGAAGUUCUCAAAGUUAAAAUUUACGCAUGACCUGACUUAAGACUGAAAAAAUUUCCGUUCAUAACGAAAAAAGGUCUGUGGAAAAUGGCAAAAAUGUUCUGCUUUCAACAGGAGUCGAACCAACAACCUUCUGAGUAAUGAAAAAGUUUCAAACCACUUAUGACGCUCCUUGUAAGGCUGAAUUGUAGAAUUCAAAAUCGGCAAAAAUUUUCUGCUCUCGGCGGGGAUCGAACCAACGACCUCUCUUAAAAACUACUUUUUAGCAAGCCCUGCAUCAACUCACCUCCUUCUACCCAACAUUAUACCUAACGAUCCAGAGGCUUAGAGAGGUUCGUGUGUAGUUUGAUCAGCUGUAAUGGGGAAUUUGAACGGAUUCAGACGGGAAUGGAAGCGGAGAAGAAGAGAAUCACGACUGGCGAGAGCCGAGGAAAAAUGUGCGGAAAAAUGUUCCACUUCCAGUAUCAUGACGUAGGAAAGAAACGCGACGAAGUCCUCAAGGCCAUCACCGCAAAGAACGUCACUGUUCAGGUUAGACCAUUUACGCACAAGUUUUGACCGUAAAAGGAAAGCCCAUUUUAAAAGUCGCCAACUUUCCUCAUUUACACUAUACUUUUAAAAAAAGUGUGAAAUUGGUCAAUUUUCGGAGCACUAAAAGUGCUCAUUUUCAAUCAAGUUUUUGUAGAGAAGUCAAUUUCUGUUUUCAUUUCUGUUCUAAAUGCAAAAGUUUCAUUGCAAGAAAAUAUAGAUAACAGGAAAUUCAACUAAAUAAUAAAAAAUCAAGAACGAAGAAGAAUAAAAAUUUAUUCGAUUUCAUACAUCAAUCAAGAAUCCACUCGCUUGGUCACAGGUUGGUAAGUUUUUUUUGUACUGCGGGGGAGCCAUUCUAGAACUUCCCCUAUACUACUCCCAAUUCACAACAAAGCACUCAAUUGAUAUGAUAUUUCUGGUCGUUAAUUAUUCUUGAUUACCUACUUGAACAGAAGAACAUGUGAACUCAAAAAAGGAACCGAAGGUUCAAGAAAAAGUCAAUUUUUGAGUAAAAACCCGAUUUUCAGAGCGGCAAGCUAUUGCUCCACGCAAUGAAGGCGUCACUUGAGGAAUGGCGGGCCAAAUCUCUGGCGCCUUGCGUCACGAAACAACCAUAA
Messenger RNA from Caenorhabditis auriculariae, 1366 nucleotides. NCBI's taxonomy places the organism in Eukaryota, Metazoa, Nematoda, Chromadorea, Rhabditida, Rhabditidae. The record is from the annotation of a GenBank genome assembly.